CCCCCCCCUCGGCAGCCAUUUUGUGUUCGCUGGAAGGUGGCGGAGAACGGGUCGGGCUCCGGAUCUGAGUUGUGUUGUGUCUCAUGGUGGAACAGAGCGUGCACGGCCAAGAGCAUUAGUUGAAGAUGAGCGGUGCAAACAGCACGCCCCUCGGGAGAAUGAAUCCCGCCAUCGGGGCCGGGAAAAAGCCAACUGUGACCGGAGGUUCCUCGCUCCUCAAGCCCUCGUACAUGAGCACUCUGCCCAGUGCGGCUUCGGUUGGCUCCUCUACUGCAGCAGCCGCCGCCGCCGCCGCCGCCGCAGCUGCCGCAGCAACGGCGGCCAUAAACCAGAAUGCAGCCAAACGAGAGAGCGAGUCCAGCUACGACAGUGAGCGAGAGGAGAGAAAGAGAAGAAGGAAAUCACGCUGGCAGGGAGAUGAGAAGGACAAAACAUUCAUUCCAGGCAUGCCAACUGUGCUCCCCAGCAAUAUGUCGAAGGAUCAGGAGGAAGCAUAUUUACUGCAGCUGCAGAUUGAAGAAUUAAGUCGCCGUCUUCGCUCCAACGAUCUGGGCAUCUCACCUAAUCCUGAAGACAGGUCUCCAUCACCUGAGCCAAUUUACAACAAUGAGGGAAAGAGGCUAAACACCAGAGAAUACAGGACUCGUAAAAAGCUGGAAGAUGAUCGCCACACUUGCAUACAGAGAAUGAUGAAGAUUAACACAGACUACAAACCGCCUGCUGACUACAAGCCACCUGUCGUUAAAGUGUCUGACAAAGUGAUGAUUCCCCAAGAAGAACACCCAGACAUUAAUUUUGUUGGCCUUCUGAUUGGUCCUCGUGGAAAUACACUCAAAGCCAUGGAGAAAGACACAGGUGCAAAGAUAAUAAUUAGAGGCAAAGGAUCAGUUAAGGAAGGCAAGGUUGGCCGUAAAGAUGGAGGUCCAAUGCCUGGUGAGGAUGAGCCUCUCCAUGCCUAUGUAACUGCCAGUAACCCUGAGAGUGUCAAGAAAGCUGUUGAUAAAAUCAAGGAAAUAAUUCGACAAGGUGUUGAAGUCCCAGAAGGUCAGAAUGAUUUGAGGAGGAUGCAGUUAAGAGAGCUUGCUCUCCUAAAUGGUACUCUUCGUGAAAAUGACGGACCAAGAUGCUCAAACUGUGGUUCAAAUGCUCACAAGUCCUGGCAGUGCCCUGACAAACCUAAUGUUACAAAUAAUGUAGUUUGCACAAGCUGUGGAGGAACUGGGCAUAUUGCUAGAGAUUGUCGGCAACGACGUGGGCCUGGAGCUCCUGCAACUGUAGAUCGGCAAAAGAUUGAUGAAGAGUACAUGUCCCUAAUGGCUGAGUUAGGUGAAGGUCCCCCUCCACCUCAAAAUACUGAGCUCACUACUAAGAGGCCAGCAGCUGUUCCAACAACUAGAAGUCUCUUUGAUCGACCACAAGGAGCACCAAGGCCUCUGAUGGCUCCCCCACCUCGUUCUGAACCUCAGGCUACUCCAAACAAUCAGUUUGCUGCCAAUAGUCAGAACCAAGGUAACAUGAAUCAGCAGAAUUCUUGGAAUUCCAAUCAAAUGGGACAGGGAGCUCCAAGACCAUUGUUAGGAAACAGCAAUGGACCUCCCAAUUUAAAUCAGCCACCACCAGGAAUGCCAUGGCAGCAGCAGCAACAGCAACAGCAGCAGCAACAGCCUCAACAGCAGCAAGCUCCUAAUUCCUUCCCAGGAGUACCACCACCCAAUCUCCUUCAAGCACCACCUCCACCACCACCACCUACUACACAGAAUGGCCAGCAACAGCAGCAGCAACCAAGUUGGAUGAGUCAAGCUCCACCAGGUCCCCCAGGUGCUCCACAGGGACCUCAGGGUCCACCUGGAGGUCAUGGUGGCCCCCACGGAGGUCCACAUGGAGGACCACCACAUGGUCCCCCUCCUCAAAUGAACCAUUGGCAAGGACCCCCUCCAGGACCUCAUCAUGGUCCACCAGGAAUGGGUUGUCCUCCACCAGGACCUGUGCCACCACCUCGUCCUGUUGGACCCCCUCCUGGCUGGGGCUGGAAUGGUCCACCACAGCCAGUGGGUCCUCCACCGCCACCUCCUCCAGGUGGCCCAGGAGGACCUGGCCCCCGUGGACCAGGUGGUGUAGACCUAGGAUCCCUCUUGUCAGCACCACCCCCACCACCACCAUCAUAGAUUUUGUAUCCUAACAGCAGUACAAAUGCUCUACCACUAAAGAAUGCAUACCCCAGGAACCCAUACCCUCAGGGCUACUGAUUGAUGCGUAUGUGUACAACUUAGUGUUUUGGAGUUUUUUGCUCUUUAUAAUUUACAGCUUCAUUCCAUUGUAGGAGAAGCAACAUCAGCUUCUAGAGGUAACUUCUACAUUGCAGGAUUUUUUCCAAAUUCUUAAAAGUGGAUGCUUCUACUGUGGAAGGUGGACAUUUUAAUUGUACAAAGACUUGCUUUGAAUGAAUGCUUAUCCAAAGAUCUUUAGUUUACUUGUACGAAAGGAUCUUUAUUCUGAAUUUAUUAUGUCUGACAUGAAAUGCAGCUUCAUUUUAGAUAUAGAUUGGACAACUCUACAAGGCAUUGAAUUUGUAGAAUACAUGACUUGUCUAUUAUUAUUAUUUUAAAAUUAUUUUCUCCUUAGUGUUCUUUUAGAAAACUGAACCAGAACUAUAUGUAUAUGUAAGAUUGUAAUGCCAGUUGAAUGAAGAUAAGAUAAGAUUAUUAUAAUUAUUUAUUAUCAUGGUUAUGUCUGUUAUUAACAUUAUCACUAUUAAUGUGAAAUUGUGUUAGUAUUCUUUAUUUAAUUAUUGAUUGAAACUGCCAUUUUCUUAACAGGUGAAUCAUGAUAGGGAUCAGUUUUGAUAAUUUUGUUGCAUGGAAUCAAUCUUGUCAAUUGAUGUUAUUUUUUAUAUAUUUGUCACUCAACAUGGCAUUGCAGCUGUUCUUGUAAUCAGUGUGUGGCAUUGCCAUGAAAAAAAGGAAAAAUAUGGCACCUGAUAGUGUGUAUAUCUGUGAAUAACCAAGGGAAUGCAAAAUAUGAUUUUUGCACUGAAAAAGAAGUUAUUAAGUUGAUAGGAAUAUUUUAGUAAAUUGGAAAAGAGAAA
Penaeus indicus is the source of this 3085-nucleotide messenger RNA. Its product is annotated as splicing factor 1-like. Gene Ontology annotation, cellular component: nucleus. The transcript is spliced from 8 exons. The record is from RefSeq and is a predicted model, not a curated record. Gene Ontology annotation, biological process: regulation of mRNA splicing, via spliceosome. The coding region runs from base 126 to 2165 and encodes 679 amino acids. Lineage: Eukaryota; Metazoa; Arthropoda; Malacostraca; Decapoda; Penaeidae. Gene Ontology annotation, molecular function: mRNA binding; zinc ion binding.